UUUUAUAACAGAUCAUUACAUGUCAUCGAAUAGCAGCGAGAAAUGAUGAAUACGAUGGAUGGAAUAACCAGCUUAAACUCAUAAUUCCAAAUGGAACAGUCCUGUUUCAUGUGUGUUGUUCAAAUGAAUAAGUGGCAAGAAUUUUAGUUUUUAACUCGAUAUUUGAGUUUGGAGCUUUAGUUGAAAUCAGAACAGAACGUGAGAAGAGAAGCUGAAAGUUCGGAAUCGCGUUUUUUUCAGAUGGAGCAGCGGUUUCUCAUAGCUUCCAAUCUAAAGUCAGACGGUUUCUACAACCUUCAAAACGGCUUAUUUUUUCUUAAGUUACGACAGAAUUUAAAAUGGGAAAUAUAUGUGCUUGCGGUGAAUCUUUCUGAAACUUUUAAAAUACUUACAGAGGUUAUCCUUUGGAAACACUACAUAAAAGUUUGGAAAAACUUUGAUAACUUUAUUCCUAAUAAAUGGAGCCAAAUGUGAAGGGCUUAGUAAAGCUUCUGAAAAAAUGCCUUCAAGAAAAACGAUGUGUGAGUAUGCCCAGUGUGUCUCUUACGUCAUCCUCCAAUAAUUCCCUCCAUCGGUCGAGGUUCCUCCGUCUGCAGGACAGACGAUUCCGCCAAAGGUUUCCUGAAGUACCUCAAGAUGAGAAACUUCUUAAUUACUUUUCCUGCGCCCUUGUAUCGGAUAUACUCCUUCAAGGUCAUCUAUUCAUCACUAAAAACUUUUUUGCCUUCUAUUCUAACAUUUUCGGCCAUAAAACACAGAUCUUGAUAUCUGUUGCCGACGUGGUAAAAGUUACCAAAGAGAAAAUAGCCAAAAUCAUUCCAAAUGCAGUUGGAGUAUACACCGACUCAGAUAAAUUUAUUUUUGGAUCGAUGCUGUCCAGAGACUCAGCAUUCCGAGUUAUACAACAGACAUGGAUACAGUCAACAGAUGCAGGAGUCGGUUUGCCUGAUGAUAGUGAUAGCGAAGUUUCUCCUGCCAUCAUGCUGUUGGCAGACGAGGAAUCUUCAGUUAGCAGCAGCGUUUCCGGUCAUAUGAUAUCAGACGAUGCACCGGUAUCAACGUCCGAUAUUACCACGCAGGACGUGGUAACUUCGUCAAGUCCUCAACUGGUGGAACCUCACUCAUUUCCUCAGAAGAAAAUCAUACCACCACUCACACAGCACAUCACUCCUUCCAGCUGUAGCUUUUCUCUUGCAAAAGGUUAUAUAGUGAAAGUAGAUGAAAUUAUAAAAGAACUAUCACAGUUAUCAAGAACAUCACUGCUAUUUCUGAUGUCUACAAUUCUACUCUUUCUUCUGUUCAUUUCAACCACUGUUCUUUUGUAUAGGAUACAUUUGCUUCACCAAAAACUUUUAGCCAAAGAUGACUUUUACACAGGCAGCAUUCCAAAUUUUGGAGAAGUAUCUGACGUUCUCAAGCCAGAUUUCUCAAGUGUAGUCGAAAACUUAGAAGAAAGAAUACACAGUUUAUCAGAGGUACGAUCAACAUUAGAAAAAAUAAUAGCUCUAGCGGACAAAUUACAAGUGCCUAGACCAUCCAUUCCUCAACAUGUAACAUGAAAAAAAAAAUUUUUUUUCAACCGAGAAUGGUGACUGCGAGUACAAACUGGGUUUUGCUAUGCUUUGGGUGGACUUUUAGAUGGCAAUAUCGAGAGCUAGAGGGAAAGAAAAAAUCCUAAUGUACAUAAAAGAAAAUAUUUCAGGAAUGAGAAUGCAGAGAUGACUGAACCACUGCACAUCCUCUUUCAUCUGUAAGGAUGCAGCAUUUAUCUACACCACUGACAAGCAGGACUUACAAGUGGAAGUAUUUCAGUGCUGAUUUGCCUUAAGAGUAUUUUUAUGUUUGAAUAUCUGAAAGCAUUAAUUUAAUGAAAGAAAGAAUGUCCAAUAAAGGGAAAUAAUUUAAACAAAUUUCAUAAAUCUUGUUACAGGAAACAGAAACUGUCUCAGAUUUAAUUUCUAUAUUGUAUUUGAAACCUAGAUUUACAGCUGUGAAGAAAUAUUUGAUAUAAAAUCCAUGACGCAAAAAGAAGUUUAGAAAAAAUAUAUGCAUAAAUAUUUUCAUA
This is a messenger RNA of Stegodyphus dumicola, 2065 nucleotides long. RefSeq lists its product as uncharacterized. Lineage: Eukaryota; Metazoa; Arthropoda; Arachnida; Araneae; Eresidae. Gene Ontology annotation, cellular component: endoplasmic reticulum-plasma membrane contact site; endoplasmic reticulum membrane; plasma membrane. Gene Ontology annotation, molecular function: sterol binding; sterol transfer activity. Gene Ontology annotation, biological process: intracellular sterol transport. The record is from RefSeq and is a predicted model, not a curated record.